This is a messenger RNA of Dromiciops gliroides (monito del monte), 1654 nucleotides long. It is a transcript of the gene CMC2, whose product is annotated as C-X9-C motif containing 2. Gene Ontology annotation, cellular component: mitochondrion. NCBI's taxonomy places the organism in Eukaryota, Metazoa, Chordata, Mammalia, Microbiotheria, Microbiotheriidae. The transcript has 5 exons. The record is from RefSeq and is a predicted model, not a curated record. The coding region runs from base 843 to 1082 and encodes 79 amino acids.
CAGGAAGUAGGUAGCCUACUCCAGUUUUUGGUCUUCUGCAAUCAUAGUUUGUCAUUGCAUUUAUUAAAGGCCUGAAAUCUUUCAGAGUUGUUUUUCUAAGGUUCUCACUGAAUACAUUUUACUCUUAGUUUAUGUUCACUUUACUAUAUCAGUUCAUGGAAGUCUUCCCAAAUUUCUCUAAAGCCUGUUGUUUCUCGUGAUAUAAUGAGCUCCAUUUUGGAGAUGUGUUUCAGAUGUUGAUGGGACAUGCAUACACAGAUGUUUAGCAGGCAGUUGGUAAUUUGGAACUGAAGUUUAAAAGAGAUAUAAUGAGUAGGUGUGUAGAUUAGGGAGUCAUCUGUCUGUUACCAUGACAACUGAUGAAUUUUUUUAAAAAGAGAGAGAAGAGGGUGCAGGACAUAGCCUUCCAGAGCACCCAUGAUUAGGAGGUAGAAAAUGGAAGAUGAAUCAGAAAGGGAGGAAUGUAGUUACUCUUUCUAGGAAUUUAGUUAAGGGUUUGCAAAGUGUUGUGCAUAUAUUACCUCAUUUGGUCCUUGCAACUGUACUGCAAAGUAGGGUGUGUGUGUGUGUGUGUGUGUGUGUGUGUGUGUGUGUGUGUGUGUGUGUGUGUGUGUGUGUGUGUGUUUUUCACAAAUGCUGAUCCUGGAGCUCCGAGGGGUCCAAAGCCACACAGUGACACAGUAUUCAAAUGCAAGAAUGAAUAUGGUAAUUGCACCCUCUCUCCAUUGAAAUUAGUUUUGUAUUGAUUGCUCUGUUUACUCCUGUACUUGUGUACAAGUUGGAUGCCCUCCCAGUAGAAGGUGGAAAAUUUCUAUGUGUUGGGCCACUAUCCUUGACCAAAGAUGCAUCCAGACUUAUCUCCACACCUACAUACUGAGGAAUGUAACAUUUUAAUUAACUUAUUAAAAGAAUGCCACCAAAAGCACAGUGUCCUGAAAUUUUUUGGUCACUGUAAUGAUCUUGAUCGUGAGAUGCGGAAAUGCCUGAAAAAGGAGUAUGGAGAAAGGAGGGCCAAGAGCAGGGAAUUUGGAGAAGCUAAGCGACGGAAAUUUUCCAGUAUUUCAGAAGAGUCAGAAAACUGAGUUCUGCUUUCACUGGACAUCUUGGCUAAUAAAAGAAUGAACAUCUGGACAUACAGCUAGUAGCUGGAAGAAAGUCACCGUGUUUGAACUCAAUAGUUCUUAAACAAUGAACCCUUUUAUGAGCUGCAGAGAAAUUUGGAAACUGAUAGUAUAAGACUCUAGUAGUUGCAAGACUAAAAGACCGAACUUCCUUGCCAUCAACAAAACAUCAACAUUUGAAUAAUGACUAUUUGUUUAUUGCCCCCAUAAGAAAAUCAUUAUUUUCCUUAUGCCUACUAAGCUAAAGGAGUUAGAAGAGGUGAAGAAAGUAUGUUGCUAUCAGCCCUCUCUUCACAGCGACAUAAAAAUAUUAAUCAAUGUUCCAUUCACAAGACCUCAGCCAUCUUCCACACCUUUGUAAACAGUUUUCAUGAGUUGUGGCUGAAAAAAUACUUUUUUAAAGAAGGUAGUGGAAUAAAUUGAAACAUGGAGAGUCCAGGGAAUAUAGCCCAAAGUAAAAAUAUUUUGUUUUUGUCUUCUCAUCUAUACAUGGAAAGCUGUUUUCUUCAGUGAUUAAAAAUUUGUAAUACAAA